Molecule: messenger RNA, 837 nt
Organism: Helianthus annuus (common sunflower)
Lineage: Eukaryota; Viridiplantae; Streptophyta; Magnoliopsida; Asterales; Asteraceae
Exons: 1
Coding region: 96-641 (181 amino acids)
Source: RefSeq, a predicted model, not a curated record
CCUUCCUCCUCCAACCCAACAUCAAAAACAACCACAUUUACAGCAUUUCUCAUUCCCAUUUGAAAACUUAAAAUCCAACAGCAAAGAAAACAAAAAUGGAACAGUAUGCACCAGAGGUUGCAAAGAAAGUAUGGAACAUGGUACGUGCAAUGCUCUACAUGAUCAAGAAAAACAUAUCCAAAAGAACACUACUGCUCGAUCUCAACAUGAUGAUGAAACGCAGCAAGAUCGCCAGAAAAGCCUUAAAAAACCGAAUGCACCAUCACCACUCUCCCAAUUUUCCCGAACACUACGAGUUCAGCUGCAGCAACACCCCCGUCUACCCGCUCUCUCUCUUCACCACCCACAAAAAACACCAUAAUCAACACAAAAAGACCGCACACAACAAGUCCACCAUAGUUAACAACGAGCAUGAUCAUAUAUUCGUUGACCCUGCAGUGAUAAAGGCACUCGAGAUGAUGUUGACUAGCGCUGCUGCGUCUCCGGUGGUUCCCGGGUUUGGGAAAAGUCCAAUGGUUAGGCAGUUAAGGGUGACGGACUCGCCGUUUCCGUUAAGUAACGGGGAGGAGGAUAGCCAUGUGGAUGAGGCUGCUGAGAAGUUUAUAAUGAAGUUUUAUAACGAACUGAGAAGGCAAAGUUAAAUUCUGGGUGUGAAAUGUAAAUGUUGGAAUGAUCAGGGGUUGUUAUGAACAAUAUAUCUUGUGCUGUGUUGGGUUUGUAGAUUGCAGCCAGUGUAUUUGUUUGUAAGCUUCCCUGAUAAUUGUGUGCACUAAUGAUAUAUUUUAGUUGAUGUCUUUUUAUUUGAGAUAUAUAAAAGAAUAAUAUAUGCUUAUGUAA